Molecule: messenger RNA, 2718 nt
Organism: Paramecium sonneborni
Lineage: Eukaryota; Ciliophora; Oligohymenophorea; Peniculida; Parameciidae
Source: the annotation of a GenBank genome assembly
AUGAAUUAAAAAGAGAUAGCCAAAGAAGUCUUAGCUGUUUCUUUACAUAUUGCUGAUGCUGAUAAAUUUAAUUUAGAAGAUUCUAAAAAGAGAAUGUAAUUGUUAACAGAAUCUGUAUUAAAAACAAGUAUUAUUUAAUUUGAUUAUGACAUAGAUCUAUUGAGAUAAAAACCUAAUAAAAAUAGCAAUCAGACAGUUGAUUUAGAGUUUUAAUAAAUUGAUAAUUUAAAAGACCUACUGCCUCAUUUGGCAGAAUGCAGCAAUUUACGUGAAGUAUUAUGAUAAUGCAUCAAUCAAGUUAAUAUUGCAUGGUAAUCGUUUACAUACCUUACCUGAAGAUCUAUCUACAUUGAGCACUGUUGAAACUUUAGAUAUUUCCAAUAAUCUUUUUGAUGAGGUAAUUACUUUAUACAAUUUAUAGAUUAUUCCUAUUGUCAAUGCUUUGAAAACUAUGCCUAAAUUAAUUCAUCUUCAUAUUGGAUUAAGGAAUAUCAAUGAAGAAAAAUAUGUAAUCCAAUAAUUACCCAAUCUUAUUACAUUAAAUAAUAGAAGACUCAAAUUCUUUGAUCAAUUAGAUAGUGAUAGACCAUCUGAAAGAUAAUCAGCUCGAUCUGAAAAAUCAUAAUAAAGUGAAGUCACUUUCAAUUAAGAAGACAUAGAAAAUGUGGAAGUACUUUAUUAUCUAAUUAAGUUAAAAGAACCUAUUUAAUCAAAUUUGUAAUAUAGAAAAUAAUGAAAACCAAUCAAAAACAAACUCUUCUUAAAUGGCUGAUCAUAUUAAGGAUGUUAUGAUAGAUUUUCAAACCAAAGUUGAAUAAACUCAUUCCAAACAUUUUCUUGAUACUCAUAUACUUAAAGUAACCAUUAUUAUUCUAAUUAGGCUAAAUAUGAUUUAUAUGAAAUCUGCUUUAGAGAAUUGAUAGAAUAUUUUAGAAAUAAUUAAAAUAAACUUGAAUAAGUCUUAAGAACAUUAUAAUAAGAACACUCCAAUAUUUUCAAUGAUUUAACUAAUAUCAUUUACAAUCUUAGAGAUUAUAAAAAAAUAUCAAAAGAAAAUUAAGAACUUGAUAAAUUUAUUUUCAAUAGUGAUAUAGUCAAAUCUUUAAAUAAAGAAAUUCAACUCUUUAAAGAAGAACAUGAUAGAUUAUUAGCAGAAAAAAAUAAAAUUCUUCAAUAAAAAGAGUAAUUAUAUGAAUUACUUCAUCCUUUACAACAGUAAAUAAAAACUUUAUAAGGAACUGUUUAAAGUUUAGAAUAAGAAAAGGAAAAUCUGAAUAAUAUCGUUUCUUAACUAGAGUAUUAAUUUGCUUAAUAAUAAUAAAUUUAGAAAUCUCAGAGAGAUAGCUCUAAAUAAAUUGAAUCAUAAAAUUAAUCUUUUUAAGACAUUCAAUCUUUUUCUAAUUUAUAAACUCAAUAAGUAGUAAUGCUUGUUAAAGGAACUUAAACAGAUAAUUUAAUAUUAUUUGAAAAAGAAAGUCAAACAAAUGAAUAAGAAGAUAAUAUAAUGUUUACUAAAUCUAUUAAUGUGCCAUCAUUUCAAUAAGAACUUGAAGAUUUAUAAUCUUAAAAUGAAUUACUUUAAUAAGAAAAUAAAAAAUAUUUAGAAAUGAUUAUUAGAAGAUCGAAAGUUGAAAGAUCUUCUAACACUAUCUCUGAAAUCAGCUACAAAUAAACUGAAAGCCCAAGUAUGAUUGAAAAAAAGAGAUUAAAAAAUUUAUCAGAAUUUCACCUUCUGGUAUAACCCUAAUCAUUUAGACCUUUAACCUUAAAAUAACUUAAAGAAAUAAUUUAGGAUAUUUAUGAGAGUAAAUCUAAACAUGAUAUCCGAUAAACUGAAAACAAAUUGCCUUUAGAGACUAUUGAAUAACAUAUGUACACAUACUUAUACUGUAAAUAUGGAUUAAAAGUAUUUUCAUUUAUUAUAAGUAGAAUUUAGCUUUAGAAUGGGUUGCUUGCAUUAUUAAUGCUAUCUAAAAAUAUGCUAAUGAAGAUAAUGAUGUUAGUGUAUUUGCUUUAAUUCUUAAAAAUAAUUUAGAUGAAGAUUUUAGAUUAUUGUAAUCUUAACGCAAAGAAAAAAUUGAGCAUAUUAUCUAAGUAAUUAUUUGAUUGUAUUUUUAGUCAAUAUUGUAAACUAAGUACAAAACUAAACCUAUAGCAGAAAUUAAAGAAAUGGUGAGAUAAAAAGUAGCAGGAUAAAUAACACAACAGGAGGCUAUCACUAUUUUGAAUAGUUUCUUUGUUCAAAAAGAUAAAGAAAUUCUACUUAGUUAAUUAAAGAAUCUUUAAAUUAAUGCUACAACUAGUGUAAGUCCAAUUAAAACAGGAAAUCAAAAUGAAUAGUAGAGAGGAUCUAGUACUUAAAAAGAACCUAUUAAAUAUGACUAUUCAGUCUUUAUCAGACUUCUACUUGAAUACUUUAUGAGUCAAUAUAAAUAAUACUUAGCUAAUUUUUGUGUCGUAUUUAAAUCAGUUGAUCAUGAUAAAGAUGGAGUACUGAAUCAAGUAUUUAUUUGUUUACAUUACUUUUAGCAAUAAUUUUUAAAAUUGACUGAAAGCAUUAAACCAAAUCUGAAUAAAGAGGAAUGCUCUUAAAUUUAUGAAAUUUUAGAUCCAUUUUUAAAUGAUAGAAUUACAUUUUCAUAAAUUGUUAGAGUGUUUAAAAAUACUUAAUUGUAAAAUAAUAAUGGUGAUCUAAUAUAGUAAAUAUCUAUAGUUUGA